Molecule: messenger RNA, 399 nt
Organism: Anisakis simplex (herring worm)
Lineage: Eukaryota; Metazoa; Nematoda; Chromadorea; Rhabditida; Anisakidae
Source: the annotation of a GenBank genome assembly
AUGCCAAAAUCUUGUGCAAAUUGUGGUGCAACCCGUCGGAGAGGUACAGAAACGUCAACGAAAAGCGGAUUGCUGGUAAGUGAUCGACUGAUUAUUGGUACUCUGAAAAGUGGUGGUGGUGGUGGUUCGAACAUAAUUCGUUGUUGUAUAUUGCACAAAAAAGGUGAUGAACGUGGUGACCAUGAACAUGAGCAUGUAUGUAGUGAAUGUAAAGCAUUCGGACGUAAUAAACUACCUGAUGUGUUUCGAUGUCAUUUUUGCUCAUUUGCCUGCUUAUAUAUGGUUUGGUUUGAUCACGUUAACGCCUAUCACCGACGUGUGCAGAAUAUUCGUCAACUCGAGAGACUUCUACGAGCGCCACAAACGCGAUUAAGACCUGAGUCAUGUACACUCAAUUAA